GGAUGGCUCCAUCAUCGAAACGCCAAUCACCGCGAACUUCCGUGAAGGUCUGAACGUACUCCAGUACUUCAUCUCCACCCACGGUGCUCGUAAAGGUCUGGCGGAUACCGCACUGAAAACUGCGAACUCCGGUUACCUGACUCGUCGUCUGGUUGACGUGGCGCAGGACCUGGUGGUUACCGAAGACGAUUGUGGUACCCAUGAAGGUAUCAUGAUGACUCCGGUUAUCGAGGGUGGUGACGUUAAAGAGCCGCUGCGCGAUCGCGUACUGGGUCGUGUAACUGCUGAAGACGUUCUGAAGCCGGGUACUGC
Molecule: messenger RNA, 312 nt
Organism: Auanema sp. JU1783
Lineage: Eukaryota; Metazoa; Nematoda; Chromadorea; Rhabditida; Rhabditidae
Source: the annotation of a GenBank genome assembly